Molecule: messenger RNA, 828 nt
Organism: Galendromus occidentalis (western predatory mite)
Lineage: Eukaryota; Metazoa; Arthropoda; Arachnida; Mesostigmata; Phytoseiidae
Product: cytoplasmic polyadenylation element-binding protein 2-like
Exons: 5
Coding region: 1-828 (275 amino acids)
Biological process (GO): negative regulation of cytoplasmic translation
Cellular component (GO): neuron projection; cytoplasm; synapse
Molecular function (GO): translation factor activity, RNA binding; mRNA regulatory element binding translation repressor activity; ribosome binding
Source: RefSeq, a predicted model, not a curated record
AUGAACGAAACCGUUCGCUUUUCACGCAAGGUGUUCGUCGGAGGACUUCCGAUUUCGGUGUCGACGGAGAUCGAUCUGCUCAUCUUUUUCUCUCGGUUCGGAUGUGUUUCGGUCACCUGGCCAGACAAACGACAUUUCGGACCGGGGUCGAAGAUCAAAGGAUACGCGUUCCUUCUAUUCAAGGAAGAGAUUUCGGUUCACGUUCUCUUGAACAACUGCUUGAGGAAUCAAGAAAUUUUCCACAUCGAAGUUCCGUUUCACCCCGAAGGCUCCUCCCUCAUUCCCUUCAAACUUCGGAGAAUUCAAGUUCGGCCCUGGUAUCUGGUAAAUCGCUGGUUCUUCUUCGACCAGCCGUCGGAACUUCUGCACCGACAAACCAUCUUUGUCGGUGGCGUACCGCGCCACCUCAAAGCCAGUGAGCUGGCGUUCAUGAUAAAUGCCUCAUUUCCUGGAGUUCGUUACGUGGGACUGGAUGUCGACAAGGAAUACUGCUUCCCUAAGGGAGCGGCCCGAGCGACAUUCUUCACCCGGGAAAGCUACCUCUCAGCACUGAGGGCGCGAUUCCUCAGCAUCCUUUACCUAGACCAUCGAGGAAUGGAGAAGAAGAAAAUCUUGGAAAUGAAACCGUACGUGGUAGACGACGUUCCUUGCGACGAGUGUCCCCCAUCGCAACCACGGCCGAGGCUCGGGAAUCUAUUCUGCCCUCACACUGACUGCUUGCGAUAUCUUUGCGAGCAAUGCUUCCGUAGAGCACAUCCAAGCUCGGAAAAACAAUUCGGAAGUCAUCGGCCUCUCACCAAAGACCCGAAGAUUCUCCUCUACACGUAA